GGAUUCUUUGAUUAAAAAGUUUACGAAAACUGAACUUGCCCCAGUUAUGAAUGAUAAUAAAUAUCAUUCACUGGAAGAAAGUGAAAUGGAUCCAAAUCUUCCAGAAGGUAAAAGGAUAAUUGUCAUUAAAGGUCUUGGUUAG
Messenger RNA from Funneliformis geosporum, 142 nucleotides. Lineage: Eukaryota; Fungi; Glomeromycota; Glomeromycetes; Glomerales; Glomeraceae. The record is from the annotation of a GenBank genome assembly.